AUGUCUUCUCCUCUUGAUGGGCUGGUCGUGGGUAAAGAGAAACCUUCGACCAUGGGAGCAGACAUCCAAAAAGGUAUUUCAAUAUUCAACAACAGGAAAUCUCCGACACAACCGAGAACAAAAACCUUCGAGACAUCAAAGAUCGGGGAAGUGGUUGGUUUUCCUUCCCAAGAAAUUGUGAGCCAUGAAGUCGUCGAGCAAACUGGUUUUCGAUCACUAGGACUGAACAGCUGGUUGUGUGAAAAUAUAACCUCGAUGGGAAUCGCCACCGCGACACCGGUUCAACGGGGUUGCAUACCCGCAAUUUUGGCAGGAAGAGAUGUCAUCGGAGUGGCGCAAACUGGCACAGGAAAGACGGCAGCGUUCGCUCUCCCUAUUUUACAGAUACUUGGACGAGAGCCUUAUGGAAUUUUUUGCCUUUGUUUGACACCAACCAGAGAACUAGCAUCUCAGAUUUCAGAACAGUUUAUUGCUUUUUCGGCAGGGAUGACUCUCCGCUGCGAAACCGUUUUUGGUGGCGAGAAUAUCCGGACGCAGGCAAAGGCUCUGAUGCUGAGACCACACAUAGCAGUUGCGACACCGGGCAGACUUAUGGACCAUUUUCUUCACUGCUCUGCAGUCGCUAAAUGUUUUGAAAAUGUCAGGUGCCUGGUUCUCGACGAAGCUGACAGGCUGCUAGAUCCGGGAUUUGAAGCGGAGCUUCAAGCCAUCAUGCACAACUUGCCAUCAGCUAAUCGCCAAACCUUGAUGUUUUCAGCUACCAUCACGAAGUCCAUAUCCGCUGUACAAGAACUAGCCCUUGGCAAAGCAUUACUUUUCGAGGCCCUUAAGGAUACACAACUUGCAGGCCGCUGCAAAGAAGAAUAUUGCUUUAUCGCACCAAGGGUGAAAGAAGUAUAUCUUGUUCAUAUACUGAAAAGAGCACCGACAUGGGGAACGAGGUCGAUGAUUGUUUUCGCUGGAACAGUUCGAAAAUGUCAGAUGCUGAAGGAAAUUCUUUCAGUCUUGGGAAUAAACUGUGUUGCCUUACACGCUGCCAAGAAACAAGCACGCAGACAUGCCAGCCUCUCGCGAUUCAAAUCUGGCGAAAUUCAAAUAAUGAUUGCUACUGACAUUGCAUCACGCGGCCUUGAUAUUCCAACGGUUGACAUGGUUGUAAACUAUGAUGUGCCCUUAAUCCCCCGGGAUUAUAUUCAUCGGAUCGGGCGCACUGCACGGGCUGGGCGGGUUGGCAGAGCCAUCACACUUGUGACACAGCAUGACAUUUCCUUGGUGCAUCAAAUCGAACAACUCACCUGUAGAAAGCUAGUUGAGCUUUCUAAACUUUCUGAGGAAGCUAUUCUGAAAGAUAUGGCGCAGGUCUUUGCAGCAAGGCGAAUUGCGAACCUGAACAUGGGUGCAGCUGGUGGUUUCAAUGAAAUCCUUCGUCAGAAAAGAUCAAAGUGCACAAAAUGA
Molecule: messenger RNA, 1455 nt
Organism: Micromonas commoda
Lineage: Eukaryota; Viridiplantae; Chlorophyta; Mamiellophyceae; Mamiellales; Mamiellaceae
Gene: DDX49
Product: dead-box ATP-dependent RNA helicase
Exons: 1
Coding region: 1-1455 (484 amino acids)
Molecular function (GO): RNA helicase activity; ATP binding; nucleic acid binding
Source: RefSeq, a predicted model, not a curated record